This is a messenger RNA of Effrenium voratum, 452 nucleotides long. NCBI's taxonomy places the organism in Eukaryota, Dinophyceae, Suessiales, Symbiodiniaceae. The record is from the annotation of a GenBank genome assembly.
AGUGACGUCGUAGACCGCCACUCGGAAGUGCGACGUCAGCUUGGUCAAUUUGAGGCAAGUGCGCCCUUGCAAUUUGGCGCAAUGGAUGUCAAUGUCGUGCUUGGCGCUGCUGUGGCGGCUGGUGGCAUUGCAGGGUUUGCUACCAAAGGCAGUGUGCCUUCCUUGCUGGCCGGCAGUGUCGGCGGCUUGUCAUUGGUCGCUUGUGGGCGAACCGCUAGCUACAGAAGCGCAGCAGCUAUCACUGCCUUCUUGGUCAUGAUGAUGGGCGUGAGGUACGCCAAGACCAAGAAGGUCAUGCCUGCAGGGCUGGUGGCUUUGCUUAGCGCCGGAGGUUUGGUGUUCAACUUUGUGAAAAUUCAGAAGUGAGGUGCGGAAUUUGGAGCAUGGUUAGAGCACUGGUUGUAGCUCGUAGCUGUAGGUCUUUCAGACUGCAUUGCUCAAGUGUGUAUGGC